UGAGAUCCUCCUGCGCGCGCUGCUGAUGCGAGAAGAACACCGCGCUCUCAUUCAUUACAGACUGAGCUGAGACUGAAAUGCUCACAGAUAUGAUUGAAGAAGAAUUUGACAUUAAGGAGGAAGAACCCUGGUACGAUCAUCGGGAUCUUGAACAUGAUCUCCAUUUGGCCGCUGAACUGGGUAAAAACUUACUGGAGCAAAACAGAGAGUUAGAACAGAGACUUCAACAGAAGUAUACCACCAACCAGGAGCAGCUUCAGGAAAUAGAGCAUUUGUCUAAACAGGUGGAUUUGUUGAGGUCAGUCAAUGAUCAGCAUGCUAAAGUCUACGAACAGCUGGAUGUGACGGCACAAAACCUGGAGCAGAAAAACCAAAGACUGCUUCAAGAGAACCGAGCUGCUCAGCUAAAGAUUAAGGGGCUCACAGAGACUGUGGAUGGGCUACAGAUGCAGGUGGAUGAGCUCCAUCGAGAGAUGAAGAAGUUGGUUUCUUCUGAACAGAACCGUUCCAGUACACACUCACAAACCCUACAGCCUGAUCAUCUCCAGUGUCACAUGUGCUACAAGUGCCAAUUGCACAAAAACUCCCCUGAGCACUCCUCUUCUGCCAGCCAUUCAGCUUUAAAAGAGGAGGUACAGGAUGAGGCAUGCAUUGACCUCAUGCGCUCCCUGAAUUCCCUGCAGGCCCAGCUAAACACAGAGCGUUCUCUGAGAGAAGCUGCGGAGCGGGAAGCCGAUGCUCUCACUCGCAACCUCAGCGAACUGGAGCCAAAACUAGCACUGCUGGGAGACUACAGGGAUCGCAUGGCUGAGAUGGAGGCCGAAGUCAAGGAACUACGACAAAUGCGGUCUAACACCAUCGCUCAAUCCAGAUUCCCUCAUAGCCUGCCUUUAGACACUGUAUUCCUUGCGUCUGAUGAGGAAAUGGGCGUGGUCAGACAAAGGGGGCGUUGCUUGAAUCGCUGUAGCAGUGAGAGGCAGUUGCACAGUUCUGGUUAUGAUGAGGGAAGGGCUACAGAUGAGAAUGGACAGGGUUGUUUUAAACAGGUCGAAGGUGCGAAGCAUCACGGUAUUUCUUUGCUAAAUGAGGUGGAUGCGCAGUACACAGCCCUGCAGGAGAAAUAUGACACAUUGCUACGGCGAUGCGAGAGUUGGAUGGGACAACAGAACCACAAAGCCAUUCAGACACCCGUGGACAGUUCUGCCCAAACACAAACACACUCCCAGGGUGUAAAUACACAGGAAGAUGCCCCGCUGCCUGAGUAUAAAGUCCUGUUUCAGGAGAUUUUCACUUUUAUUCAGAAGAGCACAAAGGACCUGAAGGAAAACAGGAUCAAGCCCAGUCAGGCUAAAUGAAGCUAUUUUCCAAACCCUAAAGACAUGUGCUCAUUGAACUUGGCAUCUCUGCCAAAGGGCAUUAGUCUGACAGAUAUAAUCAGUAAUCUGAUUGUCAGAGUUAAAGACCUUAUGGGUGUGAUAAAACCAGCUCUCACCUGAAAUCACCCAUGCACUUAUUGAAAAGUGACUCCAGAAGUAUUUGGACAUGCCAGAAGACAAACUUAAAAAUGUAUGAAUACCAUAACUUACUAAUGCCCUUGAUCUAAAAGUUUUUAUACUUUCUUUUGUAGUUACUUUAAAUAGUACCCACUUUAGUGGGUGUAUGCAGGGGGGCUGCUAAGGAUUUUGGGCCCCAUGAAAAGAAUCUUGACAGGGCCCCCAACACAGCUGAGACUUUUUUCAUAUUAAUUUACAUAAAACCAUGCGCUUUUAUGGUAUUUUGACUACCAAUGGGGUGAGAAAAUUUUACUUGAAUUAAGUGUUUAAGAAAAAAGAAAUCUUAUUUCACAAAUUUUUUCUCACCCCAUUGGCAGAUCAUUUUGCUUGUUUUAAGGACAAUUUAACUUAAAUUGUAUAUUAAUUUGUCUUAAAACUAGACUCAUUUACUCAUCAAGAAAAAGCAUUUUAAUUUAAUUUAUAAUUUAAGAAUUUUUUGAUAUUUCUACUGAAAACAAGACAAAAAUACUAAGUAAGAAAGUAAUUUUUUGCAACGUUUAACUAAAACUGUGUAUUGUUAUUUUUUCCAGCGUUUUCUUGACCUAACAUGGGGAGAAAAUUAAGUUCCCUUAUCAUGCACUUUUAACACUAGAACAGCCACCAGUAGUCAUUUUAACUGCAACAUUUAAACUUAUGCAUUGCAAAAACAAUUAUUUUCAAGAAACAAAUUCUUAGUAAUUUUUUUCUUUUUUCAGUAAAAAUAUCUAAAAAUUCUUAAAUUAAGAUGCUUUUUCUUGAUGUUGAUGAGCAAAACGACCCAAGAAAAUAAGUCUAGUUUUUAGACCAAAAAUAUUAAAUUUAAGGGAUUUUGUGCAUAAAACAAGCAAAAACAAUCUGCCAAUGGGGUAAGCAAAUUUUUCUUGAAUUUAGUGUUUAAGAAAAAUGUUCAAGAUUUUUUUGCAGGCAAAUUGGGUAACAUAAUGUCGACCCUUUGCCUCUUUCACUUCUUAUUUUUUUCUCUUUCCGUUUUUGACUUCCAGAUUUUUGAGGCAUUUUCACUUCCUUGUCAGUCAAGUUGAUAUUCUGCCGAUGCUAUAAGUGAAGUCAAGCUGUGUUCCCUGGAUUAUACAAUUUGGGCGGACUGAACCAUUUUAUGAUAAUUGAGAGGGGGGCAAGGGGCCACGGACGUUUGUGUUUCCUAAACAAAUAUUUUUUUUGAUACCAGGAAACAGCAAAUAGAAUAAUUUAAAGUUAAUAAUUUUUACUAUUAAAUAUUUUUAGCACCAAAAUUUUGGGGGCUUCUCUGGGCCCCCUCUUACCCGUGGGCCCCGAGAAUUGUCAUUGUUUACCCCCCCUUUACAGCACCCCUGGGUGUAUGAAGUACUGUACUCUUAGAAAUAAAGGUCUUUGCUGGGAGAUUUGGUUCCAUAAAGAAUCUUUAGCAUCCACAUAACCUUUAUGUUAUGAAAAGUUUAUUUUUUAAAUGGAUAAUGAUUCUUUUAAGAACCUCAACUUAAAUGGUUCUUCUGUGACAUCACUGGUAGGAACCCUGUAUAGGCACCAAAUUUUUAAUAGUGUAGAUGUUGAAAACAUUAAAUAUGAAUAUUUUUAAUAAUCUUUAAGUAUCUCUAUCACUGUAAAAGAAAUGCAGCAAGAAGUUAAAGUACCUUGAUUAUGCAAGCCAAUUCAACCUACUAUUUUAAGUUUUGACUUGUGUGUGAUAAGUUGACAAUACUUAUAAAAACAAGUUGCAAUUGUUUAACUUAAUUUGUUAAGUUAAUUUAAAGGGGACAUUUCAUGAAAAUCUUACUUUUUCCAUGUUUAAGUGCUAUAACUGGGUCCCGAGUGCUUUCAUCAACCUAGAUAAUGUGAAAAAUAAACAACAAAGUAACUUAGUUUGGGUAAACCAUUCUCUGCAAGAAUGUGAAAAAAUAGCUAAUUGAAAUUAGGCUUCCUUUGUGAUGUCAGAAGGGGAUCAUCUUAUAAUAAUACUGCCCCUUAAUCUGCACUAUCCAACUAUGGCACUGCCAUUCAGUGCAGAGAUCAGCUCAUUUGCAUUUUAAAAGACCCACCUAAAAACAGCACAUUUUUGCUCACACCUAAAAAGUUGAAAUUUUAUCAUGUUAUAAUAUAUUAUCUAAAAACAAACAGUGGUAUAUAGCACCAAAAGUGGUUCUUUGCUUGUAAUCAUAGAAGAACCAUUUUUAGUGCCAUAUAGCACCGGUGAAGCACCUGUGUAGAACCAUAUAGGGGCCAUAUAGCACCACUAUAGCACCACACAUAUGGUUCUACAUAGCACUAUAUGGUUCUACACAGGUGCUAUAUGGCACUAAAAAUGGUUCAUCUAUGAUUACGAGCAAAGAACCACUUUUGGUGCUAUAUAGCACCAUUUGUUUUAGAGUGUAUUUUGAGCUAAAACUUUACAUAUGUACUCUGGGGACACCAAAUAUUUAUUUUACAUCUUUAAAAUGUCUAGUGAAAUGUCCCCUUUAACAUAAAAAGAUGUGAUUUGACGUUUUUACAGUGUAGAUGUUAAAAACAAAAAGAUUUCUGUUUCUGUAUUUUGAAAUCAAAAUACCUCUAUUUUUAUUGCACAUUUCAUAUAACAAUGUCCAUUAUUUAAGGCAGACCUUUAUCUAAUAAAGUAGUCAAUCAAUUUUUGUUGUCAAUCUUCAGAAAUUUUACAUCUGUUGUAUUAUUCUGAAUACAUUUUUUUUAGUAUUUCCUUUUUGAUAAAUACACAAACUGGGCUAGCACUCUAGCAGUCUGCAGUGAGGUUUAAAUCAUUGUAUCUGUUCAUCUUAAUCAUCUGUAUCUGUUCAGAACACAGCAUGGACUUUGAACCUUUAGAUGUAUUUUUAGAGCGGGGACAUCAGAGAACAGUUGCCCUUCUGGUGGCAAAGCUUCCUCUAAUCAACUCACUUGAUAACAUUAUAGUGACAAAGCAUGCAAUAGGUAACAUCAUUAUCAGGCUGAACUGAAAAAAAAAAACACACUGUAAAAAGACACACGUGCUUCCUUAUCUUCAUCACAUGGGGU
Molecule: messenger RNA, 4532 nt
Organism: Paramisgurnus dabryanus
Lineage: Eukaryota; Metazoa; Chordata; Actinopteri; Cypriniformes; Cobitidae
Gene: cdr2b
Product: cerebellar degeneration-related protein 2b
Source: RefSeq, a predicted model, not a curated record